Messenger RNA from Pseudocercospora fijiensis CIRAD86, 2737 nucleotides. RefSeq lists its product as uncharacterized. The record is from RefSeq and is a predicted model, not a curated record. Gene Ontology annotation, cellular component: membrane. The transcript is spliced from 3 exons. Gene Ontology annotation, molecular function: transmembrane transporter activity. Bases 1 to 1599 code for a protein of 532 amino acids. NCBI's taxonomy places the organism in Eukaryota, Fungi, Ascomycota, Dothideomycetes, Mycosphaerellales, Mycosphaerellaceae. Gene Ontology annotation, biological process: transmembrane transport.
AUGCACCACACCCCCCAAGACCUCGAAGCCUCCCCCUCCCCCCUCACCUCCCCACCCCACAAACCCUCCCUCCAAUCCCUCCACUCCGCCAACUCCGUCGCCGAAUUAGGCCACAUUGAAGAAGCCCUAACCCGAAAAUUCGACACACGGUCCAUGUUAUCCCUCGCCUUCUGCGUCUUAGGAACAUGGUCAACAUUUGCUCAAGGCCUCUCCUCGGGGCUGAAAAACGGGGGUCCGGUGGCGAUCCUUUGGGGUUUGGGACUUGUGUUUUUUUGUAAUAUGUGUGUGGCGGUCAGUCUGGGGGAGUUGACGAGUUGUAUGCCGACGGCGCUGGGACAGGGGUAUUGGGUGCAUAGACUUGUUGAUAAUGGGUGGGGGAGGGGGGUUAAUUUUUUAUUUUAUUUUAUUCAAUGUCGGGGUGUUUUUAAUGAUGAUGGGGUGGAGGUGGUGAUUGAUGAUCUAGCUAUGCCUUGGAUUUCUGGUAUCGUGGGAAUCACAGCUCUUUUCACCGUGGUAAAUUUGAUCGCGUGUCGAAGAGAUAAGUUCUUGCCGAUGUUCAAUAAUGCUGUGGGUGUUGGGUUUGUGGGCUUGUUCUUCGUCUUCGCACUUGCGCUGCUGAUAUCCGUCGGGAUCAAGAGGAACAUGGCGUAUCAGUCUGCGGGGUUCGUGUUCGGAGACUGGAUAAAUCAGACAGGGUGGAGUAAUGGUGUGGUCUGGUUCCUGGGACUCUUGCAAUCUGCGUAUGGGCUUACGGCUUUCGAUUCGGUGAUUCACUUGGUAGAGGAGAUUCCAGCUCCGAGGAAGAAUGCCCCUAGGGUCAUCUGGCUUGCAGUCCUUUUGGGAGCAAUCACUGGAUUCAUCUUCAUGGUCGUCUGCCUCUUCUGCAUUCAGGAUCUGGCGACAGUCGAAGACGGGCCCACGGGAUUGCCAUUCAUUGAGUUGGUGCAACAAACUGUUGGCUUGGAGGGUGGCGCUACUCUCAUUGCCCUAUUCAUUUUCAAUGGGCUCGGCCAGGGCGUCAGCAUCGCAACUACUGGAAGUAGAUUGACCUGGGGUUUUGCGAGAGACGGCGGCAUUCCUUGGAGCCAGUACUUUGCAGCAGUCAAUCCUACAUGGAAGGUUCCGGCGAGAGCGCUGUGGCUGCAAGGAUUUAUCAUCGCAUUGAUCGGUGUUCUCUACCUCUUCGCCAACACUGUCCUAGAGGCCGUCUUGAGCGUGAGCACGAUUGCUCUGACGAUUUCUUACGGGAUGCCCAUUGGGUGUCUGCUAAUUGUCGGUCGCGACAAGCUGCCUCCAGGUGGCCAGUUCAGUCUCGGCAAGUAUGGUCCUUUGUGCAACUGGAUUUCCGUCGUCUACUGCAGCGUCACCACGGUGUUCUUCUUCUUCCCGGGCACACCAAACCCAACACCUAGUGACAUGAACUUCGCUAUUGCUGUCUUCGGAGUCAUGCUGGUCAUCGCUCUUGGAUUUUGGUUUAUAACCGGAAAGGGCACAUAUUUGAAGACAGACGACUCGGCAAUGAGAAUAGAGCUCGCAAGGAGGCUCGAAGGUGACGGGCCUGAAGUCCCAGUGGCAGUACCGACGAAGCCUAUAAAAUAGCUUUCACUUACAAAUGCGAUUAAAGUUUCCAUGAACCCCUGGGUCGUGCCCUUGCAUGAAUCGACCCUUCACCUGAAGCUCACCUGGUCAGGAAGACAUCUGGUGAGUUCGUCCCACUCGUUGCUGUAGAUAUGAGGUAAGGCCAUCUCAUUCGUUCCUGAGUUUCCAGCAGGAUACACCGGAUGAAGACUUGUUACAGAUUCAUGCUUGCGCAGUGCUUCUAGGAACACCUCUUGGUGCUCGGAGUAUGGCCGGGAAACAUGCGUUGUGAUGUUUCUAAAGACAAUGUUGUGACUGCUGUGUGGUGUAUGCGAGUGCAAAGCAAGCAAAGUAGAAUACUCUCACUCCUCUCCGCAGCAUGUGCCUUGCUCUUGAGUAGUCACUGUUUGGAAGAUGAUAUCGUACUUCAAAUCUUGCUCGGCCUUGGUUCGAGGAAGAGCGCUUCGCCAGUCGCACACACAACAAUUUCACCAUCGUCGUCUUCACCAUUGCCAGUACAUUGCUUAAGCUCGCCAGCAAGCCAUUCUUUCCUACCCUCUUUCUUCACCCGUCUUGUUGUCACCAUGAUGGCUCCAGGUGUGCGGACUGGAAGAAGAUAGGUGAUUUUCAGCUCUCUCGUGAAGGCGGUAACAUCAUGCGGCGGUAACUCUCCAAAUGCUUUUCCACGCUUUACAGCGGCUAUGUGUGUUCUUUCAAUGUUGAUAGACUGGCAUAUCCCCAUGCAUUCGUCCAAUAUCGUUGCUGUGAUACCGCCGUGUAUCAUGUCCGUAUGCCCAUUCAUGCCAUUUCCAACAGUCAAAACAGUUGUGACUUCUGGUACAGGAUCAUCAUCGUUCUCCGGCUUCUUAUAGAAGCUUAUCGUGCUUCGUAUAGUUCUCGGAGUCUUGAGGAUCUCUGCCCAUAAUGAAUCUUCUCCAUCCGGUUUCGGCAUUCGCCCAUUCGAUACCCGACACACGAUGCCAGGUUGAUUGAUCUUACGAGCGAUCCAAGGUAUUCGCAUGAAGGUUGCUUUCGUGUCUGCAGGAGCCAUGUCGUCGUUCGCGGCGGUGGGAUCGGUUUCCGCAGAGCCAAACGGCAUGCGAGGGGAGUAAGGGUUGGUGUAUUUGUAUGGCAGCCCCAUAGCUUACGAUUUCAUGAG